AUGAGGACUCUUAGGCUUCAGCUCGACUGCGUUCUGACGAGGAACAUUCCUCAGUCAGAUAUCCGAAAAUCUAGAGCUGCUUGGGACGUCGCGUUCGACUCUGACCACCGUCCAGUUCUUCUCAGCUUCAAGAUACGGUUCCACAUGAGAAACCGAGGAGUUCCUCUUCAACCAAAAAUCGACAUGGCAGGUCUGAAAGACGAUGAAUGCAGAAGAAAAUUCCGCCGUGUGUCUAUUCAUAUUGGAGUACGGACGAGGAAGAAGCUUAGCGAUGCGGAUUCCUUCACAAAGUGCAUCCAAGACGCUGCAAGGGAAACGCUCCCGGUUCUAUUGUCGCGGAAGAAGUUUGCCUUCGCAUCUGCAGAAACAAAAUCCACAUACAAUUCUUUAUGUGUCGCGCGCAGCGCUGGUGAUUUCAACCAGGAAAAGCGUCUUAGAAGGAAGCUGCUUCGUCAACUGCAACAAGACCGCGAUAACGAGUGGACGUCAAGAGCGAUGGACGGCAAAAUGAAAAGAUGUCCCUCUGUCCUGAACACUGCCAAUGGGGUAGCUGUCGGUGAAGCAACCCUUCCAAUUUGGAAGGAACACUUCAAGACCUUGCCUAACCGGCUAGCACCGUCAGCCCCUGAACUCGGACACGUUCAUAGACCGACAUACGCGGUUAACGAGGAGCCACCGACCGUGUCGGAGGUCCUGGUCUGUAUUCAAAAAAUGAAGAAUGGAAAAUCUGGCGGAGACAACAGGAUUAGCGCAGAAAUGCUAAAAUAUCUUCCGCCGUCUGGGAUUCGUGAGAUGACAAAGAUCAUUCGUUCAAUAUGGAUAGACGAAAGGAUACCUGAUUCGUGGAGACACGCUAUUAUAAUUCCCCUCCACAAGAAGUUAUCCGUCACGGACCCCAGGAAUUAUCGAGGAAUCUCUUUGCUGCGUGUUAUGUACAAGGUAUUGGAGCGCAUUAUUCUGGACCGACUCAUUAAACAUCGCGAAGAAACAACGCGCGACGAGCAAUCUGGCUUUCGUCCUGGCCGAUCUACGAUUGACCAGGUGUUCAUCGCCGUGAUCGAAAUCUGGCAGUGGUAUUCGAAGCCAAUGCAACUAGCGUUUCUGGACUUUGAAGCCGCGUUCGACUCUCCUCACCUAGGCCAUCUUCUCAACGCGCUGAGCGCCGAUGGAGUACCAGGAAAGUUUGUUCGCUUGUUUGAUGACAUGAAUCAACGAACAACUGCUGCAGUUCGAACAUCAGCCGGAUGUACAACACCGUUUGAAGUGGUAACUGGAGUAAGACAAGGGGCAGUGGCAGGACCUUUCCUGUUCAAUUUCGCAAUCGACGACAUUAUGCGAAGAACAGUCGACCAGUGUCCUGCCGACAUUGUCUUAGCACCAUCUGGGUGCCCCUUGACUGACCUCGAGUACGCCGACGAUGUUGUUAUAUUCGCGGAAAGCAGCUGUACGCUGAAGAACAAUGGCAGCUACGAGAGAGAUGUUCAGCAAAGAUGCGCUAAGGCCACUUCUGCAUUUAACUCCUCAACGAAAUGCCUGUGGUCGACCCCCACCACCAACGAAGUCAAGCUGCGAGUCUACCUAUCCGCAAUUCGCCCCAUCAUGAUGUACGGAUCGGAGACUUGGGCAGCACCAUCAACGGUUAUGGAGAGGCUUGACUGCACGGAACGAAAGCUGCUUAGAUGGCUACUUGGCUACUUUUGGCCUAGGGUAUGUCACAAUGAAGAUCUUUACGCAGAAAUUGAUAUGGUAUACCGGCGGAUGACACGUGGAAAACAUCAACAUCGAAAGAGACCGGCAGAUCGCCUUGUUCAACGAGUUCUGAGGAGUUCGUCGGGUUCGAGCUGGAAGAAGCCACCUGGCCGAAAACGGAAGUUCUGGACUGAGGCGGUGAAAGAGGACCUGAGGACACUCGGCGUGGAUAGGCAGUUCAGGCGAGACGUAAGGUUUCGCAGAAUAUGGAAUAGCAACGAAUGGAUUGGUUCUGUGCAAGCUCUCGCAGAAGAUCGAGAAGGUUGGGCAGAGCUGGUUCAAGGACGGCACACCUCGGCGAAGAUGCGGGUAAUCGCGUCAGGCGAUGACAUCAGCUCGCCGACUAAGUCAAGUAAGUCAUACGUCACAGAAUUAUACUUGCUCUCCCUAGGCAUUUAG
Molecule: messenger RNA, 2148 nt
Organism: Necator americanus (New World hookworm)
Lineage: Eukaryota; Metazoa; Nematoda; Chromadorea; Rhabditida; Ancylostomatidae
Exons: 4
Coding region: 1-2148 (715 amino acids)
Source: RefSeq, a predicted model, not a curated record